Cryptotermes secundus is the source of this 5621-nucleotide messenger RNA. RefSeq names its product DNA replication licensing factor Mcm2 (gene Mcm2). NCBI's taxonomy places the organism in Eukaryota, Metazoa, Arthropoda, Insecta, Blattodea, Kalotermitidae. Gene Ontology annotation, biological process: DNA replication; mitotic DNA replication initiation; double-strand break repair via break-induced replication. Bases 62 to 2725 code for a protein of 887 amino acids. The record is from RefSeq and is a predicted model, not a curated record. The transcript is spliced from 13 exons. Gene Ontology annotation, molecular function: single-stranded DNA binding; ATP binding; 3'-5' DNA helicase activity. Gene Ontology annotation, cellular component: nucleus; MCM complex.
UUCGGUGUUUGGUUGUCAUCAACGUGAUCGUGAAGUGCAAAUUUUAUAUUUAUCAUUCACGAUGUCUAGUGAACCACGCUCUCCAAUGUCGGAACGGGGUAAUCGCCCUGAAGCUGUGACAUCUCCAGCUCCAGAUAUGGAACCAUUUGAAGAUGAGAGUGAGAUUUUUGGAGGAGAUGCUGAAAUUGCUGGAAGGCAUGCUGACGAGGAAGAAGAUGGAGAAGAACUUUUUGGAGAUAAUAUGGAAGCGGACUAUCGCCCAAUGCCAGCUCUGGAUCGAUAUGAGACUGAUGUAUUGGAUGAUGAAGAGUAUGAUGACAUCUCCCAGACUGAACGAGCAGCAGCUGAGGCAGCCAUGAGGCGGAGAGACAGGGAGGAAGGAAUUCUUACUCGACGUGGUGAUCUUGAACUGAUCUAUGAGGAUAGUGAUGAAGAGGAAGCGCCAAGAAGAAAGAGACAGAGGGCUGAGAAAGCAGCUGCUGGUGAGCUGGGUGAUGAAGAAAUGAUUGAAUCCAUUGAGAAUCUGGAAGACACCAAAGGGCACACAAUAAAAGAAUGGGUUUCUAUGCUGGGACCUCGUACUGAAAUUGCAAAUCGAUUCAAGAGUUUUUUGAGAAACUAUGUAAACUCAAAAGGUCAUUACCUCUAUAAGGAGCGCAUACGACGUAUGUGUGAAAGCAAUAGGUCAAGUUUUGUGGUUGAGUUUCCCAUCUUGGCAUCCAAGGAGCAGGUACUUGCCUUCUUCCUGCCAGAUGCACCGUUUGAAAUGCUUGCAAUAUUUGAUGAGGUGGCUACCCAGCUUGUGCUCAGCAUCUUCCCAAGCUAUGAUCGUGUCACAACAGACAUCCAUGUCCGAAUCUCUGAUCUGCCUCUUGUGGAAGAUCUACGUACAUUCAGGAAGAUCCAUUUGAACCAGUUUGUUCGCACAACUGGUGUGGUGACAGCAACAACAGGUGUUCUUCCGCAAUUGUCAGUUGUGAAGUAUGACUGUAACAAAUGUGGCUAUGUGUUGGGUCCGUUUGUUCAAUCCCAGAAUGCUGAAGUGAAGCCAGGCUCAUGUCCUGAGUGUCAGAGCAAUGGUCCUUUCAUGAUCAACAUGGAGCAAACAAUCUACCGCAAUUACCAGAAAAUUACUCUGCAGGAAUCUCCAGGUCGUAUCCCAGCGGGACGAAUUCCCCGUUCCAAAGAUUGUGUCAUGUUGGCAGACCUGUGUGACCGCUGCAAACCUGGGGAUGAGAUUGAUGUGACUGGAAUCUACACAAACAACUAUGAUGGCUCCCUCAACACUGAACAGGGUUUCCCUGUUUUCUCAACUGUUAUAAUGGCCAACCACUUGAUAGUAAAGGACUGCAAGCAGAUUGUACAGUCACUGACUGAUGAAGAUGUUGCAGCCAUUACCCGUCUCUCAAAGGAUCACAGAAUUGGAGAGAGAAUUGUUGCCAGUAUUGGUCCUUCCAUAUAUGGCCAUGAGUACAUCAAGAGAGGCAUUGCAUUGGCUCUCUUUGGUGGAGAGUCUAAGAAUCCUGGCCAAAAACACAAGGUGCGUGGAGAUAUCAAUGUACUCAUCUGUGGUGACCCUGGCACAGCCAAAUCACAGUUUCUGAAGUAUGUUGAGAAGAUAGCACCGCGGGCAGUGUUUACUACUGGUCAAGGAGCAUCAGCUGUCGGUCUGACAGCCUAUGUGAAACGUAGCCCUGCUACAAGGGAGUGGACUUUGGAGGCUGGAGCAUUGGUCCUGGCAGACCAGGGUGUUUGCCUCAUUGAUGAAUUUGAUAAGAUGAACGAUCAGGACCGGACAUCAAUUCACGAGGCUAUGGAGCAGCAGUCUAUAUCAAUUUCAAAGGCUGGGAUUGUUACAUCCCUGCAGGCUCGAUGUUCAGUCAUUGCUGCUUCUAACCCCAUUGGUGGACGCUACGAUGCUAGCAUGACCUUCUCAGAAAAUGUAAAUCUGUCAGAACCCAUCCUCUCAAGGUUCGAUGUGCUGUGUGUUGUACGAGAUGAAGUGGAUCCAAUGCAAGAUCAGCACUUGGCGCAGUUUGUGGUGGCAUCACAUAUAAAACAUCACCCCAGCAAGGGUAUCCAACGAGAUGAGAUGCCCUCUGAUCCAGCACUUGGUGAUGUACAGCCCAUCCCACAGGAGUUACUUAAGAAGUACAUUGUUUAUGCCCGUGAGAAUGUGCAUCCUAAGCUGCAGCGCAUGGAUCAGGAUAAAGUGGCAAAGAUGUACAGUCAGUUGCGUCAGGAGUCCCUGGCAACUGGCAGUCUACCCAUCACAGUACGACAUAUUGAGAGUGUGAUUCGGAUGGCUGAGGCUAAUGCACGCAUGCACUUGCGGGACUAUGUACAAGAAGAUGAUGUGAACAUGGCUAUCCGCAUGAUGUUGGAAAGUUUUGUUGAGACACAAAAGUACAGUGUCAUGAAAUCAAUGAAAAAUACCUUCCAGAAGUACUUGUCCUUUAAGAAAGACAACAGUGAAUUGUUAUUCUACCUCUUACGGCAAAUGGCAUUAGAUCAGCUGACAUACAUCCGUUGUGUGCAGGGGCCAGAUGCUGCCGUUAUCGAAAUCAGUGAGAAGGAUCUCAUUGAUCGAGCAAGGCUGAUUGAUAUUCAUGAUGUGAAACCAUUCUAUGAGAGCAAGAUCUUCAAAUCAAACAGUUAUGUGUAUGAUGCACACAGAAAGAUGAUAGUGCAGACAGUACCAGAAGCAGCCAUACCGGAGAACUAGGAUAAAGCACAGAGAGUACCAGAAGCAGCCAUACCGGAGAACUAGGAUAAAGUGCAGAAAGUACCAGAAGCAGCCAUGCCGGAGAACUAGGAUAAAGCAGUUUCUGAAGUGUACAAGUGGAAAUUUCAAGAUCAAUAAUUUAUAUUUUUUGAGCGGGUCUUUUGAUUACUACCCAUAAACAUUUUGAAGAAAGAUUAACUAUACUGUGUAUGUAUUAAUUGUUAGGAUCCCUGUUGAACAGGUAUGUGUUGAAUAUAAGUUGUGGGCUACCAAGGAUCAGUGUCAAACUGAUAAUUGAAGAAUACAGGCCACCAUUUCAGGUUUCUUUGGGGAUCACCAUAUUUGAACUCUAAAUUGAAGAAAAUGUCAGAUAAGGGAAAUCUGACACCAAGAUUGUUGAUUUGUGGUCAUGGAAAUUGAAUGAACCUCAAAUUGAGGAACAUUAGAUGCGGCUUCCACUAUGUAUAUUGUCAUGUCAUUGUAUAUGUCACGCAACACAUAACUUCACGCCAUUCUGGAUCUAGCGAAUUUAUUGAACGCUUGCUCUUACACUUAUACAGUUCACAGUUUCACAAUUACUGCAAUCUGCAGUAUCACAGUUAGUUCUGCUGUAAUCACUUCCAUUCACUCCAUACAACUCAACUUGUAGCUGCUAGACUUCACCUCAUUCCGGCGAAUGCUAGACUGCAACUGACUUCGGUGACUUCAUGAUCCACACUCUGUCACUCCUCCUGUGGUCACGUACUGCUCAGCUGGUGUUUUAUACCGUUCCUUGUUGCCUCGUGUCAACAGCAGUGUCCCCUGUUAUGUCACAGUGGGAAGUGCUGUUGGGUCACCACAAGGGAGGGGGACGGAGUGUUGACUGGCCUGUUACCGAAGCAGUGGCAGUUGCUCUGAUCUGUUAUGUCACCGCUGGAAAGGGGGGGGGUUACCAAGCGUUGUGCCGUCCACGUCACAUUGCUCCCUUCUAAAGGGUGUUCGUCCUGAACAGCCUAAUGGUUUAUCCCUGUUCUUUUCUCUGGUGUUUGUCUUCGGUGCGCUACCUCCACUCCCCUUCUUUAAAGGUGCUUGUCCCGAGCAAUUUCAUGGUCCAGCUUUCGUCAAUCCGUUUUAUCACAUUCACUCAUCACUUUCAUCCAUCGCACAUUCAUUCCUGCUGGGGAGGCUGGUACUUCUACGUUACCGGCUCCUCUUCUGCUUGAAGUAUCUUUUUCUGUUUUGGAAGGGGUUGACCCCUCCACAAGUUCCAGUUCCUCAUUUUCGGUGACCCACUGGAAAUUCAUACUGCUCGUUUCACAAUUUCCAGCUCUAGCAUCUUCUUGAGAGUCUUAUAGGCGGGUCCUAUUUUUCCCAGAGGCGAUAGAUGUCUUGAGCUGCACCCUCUGAUACUGAUCGCGGUUGCUCUCUACAUUCUCUCAUAUAGCGGCUGCUUGCCGCCUUGGUCCUUAAUUCCAUUUUUGCAUUCAGGUCUUGUUUGAUAUCUCCUCCCAAGCAUCCGUUCUUUUAGGGUUCGUUGUACCACAUUGCCAUGGCUUUGUUCGUAAUACCUGUGUCCUGCACAGAAUGUGAUCUUCCUUAUGGCUGCUGUUACUUCUUUCCGCAGUCCACGAUUUCCGUGGGUCAUCAUUUUUCUGAAGAUGUUUCUCUUGCGCCAUGCCACUGUUGCAUGACGGGACAUCUUCCUGCAGGUGGCAGCCAACUUCAUCCGGGAUCCACAAUCUCCUCGGGUCAGGUUCUUCGGCUCUCCGCGUCGCCCUGCAGCUUGCUUCUUGCCCCUAUGCCUCCUCUUCCAUCUUUUGACUGGUUUCACUAUGGCAUCUUUCUUGGAGACUUCUCGUUGUUAGGCCACCUCAGGUUUCGUUUCCACUGAGGUCGGCUCUUUCUCUUCUACAUGCGCCUCCGUCUUUUCUGAGCAGGCCUUCGUCUCUUUUUCUUCUAAAUGCGCCUCUGUCGUUUCUUGGCAGGCCAUUGACUUUACGUCCCUUUCCGGUUUUGUUUCGGCCACCAUCUCCUUGUGGCUGGUGUCCAUAAUUUCAUCAUCUAUACAACCUUUUUAUUUGACUGUCACAACACAGCAAAUAUAGAACUUCAAGGACAAUGCUCAGUAUAGUUCUGCUAUAUGUUUCGGCCACGAGUGGCCAUCAGGCAAACACAUUUCAACAAACGUACACCAUUGAACUGCAGUACGUAAAAUUUGAUAGAAUGUUAUAAAUCAUUUAAGUUAAUUUGCACAAGAAUACAAUAAGUAGGUUAUUUAAAACAGUAACAAGUCAUAUAUAAAAUUAAAAUUUGAUUGAUGUUUAAUAACAUCGAAUCGGUCGUUGGUUUUACUUUUCAUACAUUUCUGUCGACAAAUAGUAAAUUCAAGUUUCUUAUAAAAUUGUGUAGGAGGUCCAAUAACGUUGUAAAUUAAUUAAUGGAAUAGUUGGGGCUUCAUCAUAUGGAGAAUUGUACAUAUUGUAUGGAAAGUAAUCAACGACUCAAUCAAUUAAUGAAAUUAAAAUUUUCAUCAUCGUUUCCUUCAGUUCUCUUCGGUUGGCCUAUCUGUCCUCCAAUCUGGCCAGCAAUUCCUUGUGGCCGAUCUCCACCUUUUCUUGGUUGGAGUCUAAUUUUGCCAUGAAAUCUUCUUUGUCUUUCUUCCUAUUGGCCUCUGCCUUCGCCUGGUCAGCCUUCGUCUCUUUCAGCAUUUCGAUUAUUUGUUCCAUGUUCGUAUGGCAACACUGUAAACACACACAUCAGUCUUCAGUUCAAAUUGUGGCAUGUUUAAGUUCGUAAAUCAAUUCGGACACCAAAUUGUCACGUGUUUUGUCUCUAAAGACGCUGUUCAUAUUGUUAAUUGGUUUAUUUAACAAUCUACAAAUCGUAACUACAAUUAAUUAUAACACAUUUCUGGGUU